AUGAACGUUGUUACGUUGAUUUAUGCGCUAUUCCUUGUUCGGUUCUGUUGUUGCGAAGGCCAUGGAAAUGCUACUGGUUUUAGGACUAGUCAGGGGUUAAAGGAAUCUCCUGUUACUCCAAAUAACUCUGUUCUUGAUCUCUUGAAUCCAGACAGAGAAUCGGUACAUGUUGGUGGUGACGAGACAGAUGGACUGGCUAAAAGGGUCUUUACUCCAAAGGAUGGUUUUGCUCUGACCAAGGUUGUUACUGGAGAAACCGAAAUAUGGAAGGCUAAAGCUGGCCAGAAGUGCACUCUUGUAGAAGCUUACAGCAAGGGAGGAUCAAUGCUGGCUCAUUUAAAGGUUGAGAGUGCCACUGGACUAGAUUUAAAAUACCUUGAGAGAGUAAAUGGAGCAUGGAAGAACAUGACCACUACAGAGUUUUACCACAGGCUGGAAGAGAUGAGAAAGGAUGGUGAAAAAUCUCCAGAGGAAGAGAUGGAAAAGCAUUUAGAACGUGCCAGAAAAACACUAGAGGAGAGUAAGUCUGAUGAGAAAAAUGUACGCAUUGAAUGUCUUAAGAAGAGACUAGAAAAACUCCAGGAGAAACAGGAAAGUAUAACUGAGACCCAAUCAGUUCCCACUUUAGUCUCUAAAUGUGAGUCAGAGCCUAAUACUACUGUUACUUUGCCCUUCAAAGAGGCCGUGAAGGAACUUGAAUAUUUUAGGAAAGUUCUACUAACAAAGACACCGCUCCCGGUGGUCGACGAGUUUACUCUUGACAUUUCCAAGGAUCCAAAGGAACAUUUCAUAAAACUUGUUGAUGAUGUUGAUAAUGGCUACAAACAGAAGAAGUAUACACCGCUAUAUGGAACCUACAAGAGGACAAUAGAUGGGACAUUCAACAAGGUUGUAGAUGGUCCCGCUGUUAUAUGGAUAGCACAGCCAAACGAGAGAUGCGGAUACGUCAGUUGUUUGACAAAGGACAAUAAACCAGAACUUGUGACAGUGGCAGUUUGCGGAAGGAGUGACUUUGUCGCAUUCGAUCGUUUUGCUAAAGAUGCUUCUGGAUCGUGGAUGACUAUAACCGUUGAAGCAUUUGAGAGGAAAAUGAAAACAAUCAAGACCACGAAAAAGUGGUGUUUCUGUCUUCCAAAAUGCUGGUAG
This is a messenger RNA of Theileria equi strain WA, 1146 nucleotides long. RefSeq lists its product as hypothetical. Lineage: Eukaryota; Apicomplexa; Aconoidasida; Piroplasmida; Theileriidae. The record is from RefSeq and is a predicted model, not a curated record. The transcript has a single exon. Bases 1 to 1146 code for a protein of 381 amino acids.